This is a messenger RNA of Capsicum annuum, 726 nucleotides long. RefSeq lists its product as uncharacterized. Bases 1 to 726 code for a protein of 241 amino acids. The record is from RefSeq and is a predicted model, not a curated record. The transcript has 4 exons. NCBI's taxonomy places the organism in Eukaryota, Viridiplantae, Streptophyta, Magnoliopsida, Solanales, Solanaceae.
AUGGCAAAACACGCAAUAGCGAAUGGAUUCAACAGAAAAGCAAAACGAUUCAACAACAAAAGCUAUGUACUGAUUUAUCGUAACGAAGAUUGCAAGUGGGUCACGAAGGCAUCUUGUAUGAAUGAAUCGGAAUUGUUUUUGAUUAAAAUAUUUGUUUUGGAGCAUAGUUGCAGUCUUAGGUACCGAGUGCUGAAUAAUGUGGUUGCGACAAGUAAUUUUGUGAGUGAAUUUACUGCUAUAAAAUUAAUCAAUCACAAAAGAAUACACACCCCCGCAGACAUUAUCGAAGAGAUGAAUGUUGUUUACAAAGUCGACAUUAACUACAUGAAAGCAUGGCGUGCAAAAGAGAAGGCUAUUGCAAUGCUUAGAGGUGGACCAGCAGAUGGAUAUAGAAAAAUUCCCCGUUAUAUCUAUAUGUUGAACCAAGGUUUUAAAUUUUGUAGACCUGCUGUAGUUAUUGACGGGGCACAUUUAAGCAGUCCAAAUGAAGGAACAUUUGUGUCGGUAAGCACAUUAGAUGGUGCAGGUUGUAUUCUGCCAUUAGCAUACGGUGUUGUUGAUUCGGAGAAUGACAACACAUGGAUUUGGUUUUUUCAACAGUUUAGAGAGGCAUUUGGUGAAAGAAACAACACGUGUGUUGUUUCAAAUAGAAAUGAAAGUAUCAUAAAAGGUGUAACCAUUGUUUAUCCUAAUGUCCCUCAUCUAGCUUGUAUAUGGCAUUUAUGA